This is a messenger RNA of Puccinia triticina, 627 nucleotides long. RefSeq lists its product as uncharacterized. NCBI's taxonomy places the organism in Eukaryota, Fungi, Basidiomycota, Pucciniomycetes, Pucciniales, Pucciniaceae. Bases 1 to 627 code for a protein of 208 amino acids. The transcript has 8 exons. The record is from RefSeq and is a predicted model, not a curated record.
AUGAGUAUCAGCGGGCCUGUGCAGAGUCAGGAUCUGGUGGAUCCACAAUCAACUGUUCCUGGCUCGACUACUUCAAGCACUAUACCCACUGGAGCAGCGCAAGAUCCGAGUUCAACUGCCACCAGUGCCACCCCUGGCAGAACCACAGACACCAAGCCUACCGUUGAUUCUUCGACCACAAUCACUCAACCCGGACUCACAGCACCUGUUACACCUGGAGCAACUACAGCACCUGUUGCACCUGGAGCUACUACUGCGACUACCCCCACUAUCUCGGUGGGCCCCACCAGCACCGGUUUGAAUUCCACAACCACUUCCCCGGUCACGGCUGGUCCGGGUGCAUUGGCCCCCAUUCUUCAAGAUGGAAAUGGGAAAAAAUUAGUGUUUCCAAUCACUGAUGUGAAUGGACGUGUUGUUUUUCAAAACGCAUCGGACAUACAAAUGUCAGGGAAACAUGGAAACUCGACUUUACCCUCCGCAAAACUUCCUGGCAAUUCAACAGAUUCUAAGGGAGACAAGAAUUCUAAAAAUGGUGCAAAGCAUAAUUCUGGAAAUCAGUUGUCUUCCAUUUCAAAGAGCAUCAUGGCUUCUUUGAGCUUAGGUAUUGUUGUUAUAAUAAUUGCCUAG